Messenger RNA from Serinus canaria (Common canary), 1878 nucleotides. It is a transcript of the gene MUC1, whose product is annotated as mucin 1, cell surface associated. The transcript is spliced from 7 exons. The record is from RefSeq and is a predicted model, not a curated record. The coding region runs from base 276 to 1481 and encodes 401 amino acids. Gene Ontology annotation, cellular component: apical plasma membrane. Lineage: Eukaryota; Metazoa; Chordata; Aves; Passeriformes; Fringillidae.
GCCAGAGAUGUGCAAGAGACCCAACCUGGGGGGCUGAUGCUGCGGGGACCCCAUCGGUGCAGUGGCACCCCUGUGCCAAGCGGGGCAGAACGACCCCCCUGCCUGGAGCCGGUGGCUGGGCGGGGCCUCCCCACCUGCUCCAGGUGCUCUAUAAAGCUCAGGCCGCUGUCGAGCUGCCAGUUCCGGAUCCCUGGAUUGAGGCGUGUGCCACCAGCUAACGGGAGAGCAGCCGCUGCCAAGCCCCAAGAGGUGCCGGGACCCCCCGGACAAUCCCCAUGGCGUUCCCUGUCUUUCUGCUGCUGUUGGUGCUGGGCACAGGUACCUGUGCCACCAUGACCACCGAGACAACCAUGGAGAUGGAAACCACCGAAACGACCACCGUGGAGAUGACCACGGAAAGCACUGCCACCACCUGGUUGCCAAAUAUAUUCCCCAAAAGCACACGGCCCAGCCGGCCCCCAACCUCUGUCUUCCCCUAUGCCACUGCAUUCCCUGCCACAAAUACCACGAACUUCCAGUUUGGCAACCACUCCACAAGCAAUGCCACAUCCAACAGCACUGUGGUGCCUGUCCCCAGCGGCCCAGCCAUCCCCCAUGCCAAUGCCACCUCAAACAGCAGCAGCUGGGCCCCUAACUUUGGCACCAACAGCAGCUCUGCUGCUCCCACCACCAUGCAUGGCAGCACCAAAGGCAACGGGAGCACCAGCGCUCAGGUCUUUCCCACCCAGAUAACGUCUGAGGGCAGCACAGCUCCCACCCAGGGUGGUCCCAACCCCAGCAAAACCUCAGCCCAGCUGCCUGCUGCCCAGCUGCUCGUCCGUGUCCCGCUGUCCUUCCGCAUCAUCAACAGGAGCUUCAAUGAGAGCCUGCGUGACCCAGCAUCGCAGGAGUACAGGAGUCUGAGCCGCACUGUCCUGACCAUGUUCCAGCACGUCUUUGGCUGCUCGGGCUGCAUGGGCACGCAGACCUACAUCGGGUGCAGCGAGCUGCAGUACAGCCAAGGCUCAGUGAAGGUCCAGUCCACCCUGGUGUUUGGGAACGGAAGCGAUGCCAUCGCUGCCGACGCUGCUGAGCAGCGCCUGAGGAGGAGCCUGGACCAGAAUGGCUUCAUCAUGGGCCUGCAGCUGGACAGCAUCCAGAGCUCUGCAGCAGUGAUAUCCCCUACUCCAGCACCCAUGAUCCCGGACUGGGCCAUUGCUCUGUUGGUUCUGGUCAGCGUCCUGCUGCUGUUCACCAUGUUCACCUGUCUCCUCCUGAUGUCCACCUGCACCUGCCGCCGGAAAAGCCGAGGGAAGCUGGACCUGCUCAGCCAGAAGGACUCCUACCACCCCAUGGCUGAGUACCUGCAGUACCAGAGCCAUGGGCGCUACGUGUCCCCCAACAGCAAACCCAACCCCUACAGCCAGGUGGCCGGCGGCAGCACCACGAGGUCCGGCACCUUCACCUACACGAACCCCGCCGCCGGCUCCGACAACCUCUGAAGGGCGCGCUGGAAGGAGGGCGGCUGCCGAGGGGAGGGGGCGGCCGCAGCCCCCCACUCCCGGGAGAGCAGCACCGGCCCCGGGCACAUCCCCCGGUGCUGCUCGGCCCCUCGCAGUGGGCAGCGGGAGCCGGAUGGUUCUGGAGCAGCCGGAUCCGUGCACAUGACAGAACUGGAUGAACGGAGAUCGGCGGCGGAGAGGGAGGGUCCCGCACACCCCACGGUCCCCGCACUCGCUUGGCUUUGCAACCCUGCUCCGUGCCGGGGGUGGAGGACGGGGCUCGUGCUCCCCCUGCGAUUCAAUGGCUCUUUUUGUGGUGUUGAUAUAAAUAUCUCUGUUUGCGGGGUGUUGGUGCCGGGCUCGGCUCGGCCGGGUGGCAGCUCCUCGGCGGGGUGGC